This is a messenger RNA of Penicillium longicatenatum, 1563 nucleotides long. RefSeq lists its product as uncharacterized. The record is from RefSeq and is a predicted model, not a curated record. Lineage: Eukaryota; Fungi; Ascomycota; Eurotiomycetes; Eurotiales; Aspergillaceae. Gene Ontology annotation, cellular component: membrane. Gene Ontology annotation, molecular function: carbohydrate:proton symporter activity. The transcript is spliced from 7 exons. Gene Ontology annotation, biological process: carbohydrate transport; transmembrane transport. Bases 1 to 1563 code for a protein of 520 amino acids.
AUGGGCAUCGUGGAGACGUUUCUUCCUAAGGAUGACCGGCAGGUCUUCGCGGCGUUGUUACUAUAUGGCAUGGUCUUUUCGACCUGUUUCAACGGUUAUGAUGCCGGUAUCAUGACCGUCAUUCUGGCCGAUGAUCAGUUCAUCAAUUACUAUGGGAUCAAUGCCGCGAAAUCUGGGCUGGUGGCUGUCAUACCCUGGGCCAUGACCGGCAAGUCUCUAUGCACACUUUUCAGAUCGAUUAUAUCUAAUUUGGUGGACAGGUGUGGCCCAAGUCUACCUUGGAGAAUUGUCGAGGUUGUUCCAAACAGCUUUGGGGUUUUAAUUCUGGGUCGACUUUUGACUGGUCUGGGAUUCGGCUGUGUCUAUAUCGCAACCAAUCUUUAUGUCGCGGAAUGCGCACCAACCAGGCUUCGAGGCAGUUUUGUCGGUACCGUGUCCCAGUUUGGCUAUCAACUGGGCACGCUCAUCGCCUUCUGGGCUGGCUAUGGAAUGUCCUUCCACAAGCACCCUUAUAAUAUCGCAUGGCGGGUAUCAAACAUCAUCCAAAUUCCCAUCGGAAUUGCUUUUAUCUUCGUCUCUUUCUUUUACCCCGAAAGUCCCCGGUUUAUGCUGGAAAAGUACCCCGAGACACCCGAGCGAGCGAUGCAGGCGUUGAGCCGACUAAGAUCAGGCGCCCCUACGGAUGAGCGUAUUCGGACUGAAUUCCAUGAAUUGGUUGCCUCUCAUGAGUUCCGCCGUCGAUAUGACCCAGGGUACAUUGGUCUGAUCAAAGACAAAAGUAUGCGAAAGCGUCUUGCAUACGGGUUCUAUGCGGCAAGUCUUCAGCAGGUCGGUGGCAUUGCCUCACUCACUAUGUAUGCCACACUCAUCUAUGAGAGUCUUGGGUGGGAUGCUGGCUCACAGGCACUUGCUAUAAAUGGCAUCCAGUCCUGUCUCCAAUUGCUUAUCGUGCUGGUGAACACUUUUACUGUGGAUCGUUUUGGUCGGCGAAGUCUUCUGAUGGCUGGCUUUACGAUUCAAGCCAUAGCACUUUUGAUCAUGGCCUCUCUCUGCACCGCGUUUCCUUCGAAUGGAAACAGAGCCGCUGCUAUCGUGGAAGUCGCUAUGCUGUUUAUCGUUGGCUUAACUUACUGUUGGUCCAACGGCCCCAUUGCUCCCGCGAUUGUUUCAGAAAUCUUCCCUCAGCAUGUUCGAGACAAGGGGUUUGGCUUGUCAAUGCUUGGUCAAACAUGUUGGCUUAUCUUGCUGACGGAGUCCUGGCCUUCGUUCAAUGCUAAAGUUGGGGGGAAGAGCUACUGGUUGCUAUUUGGCCUCAAUGUGCUUGCCGGGCUUUCCGUCUUCUUCAUUCUUCCCGAGACCAAGGGUGUUUCCCUGGAACGGAUGGAGAAGAUCUUCGGAGGCUUAGAUUUCGUCGAGGCGGGCGAGUCUGAAGGAGGCUCGGAGAAGCGUGAGGCUCGUGCGUUGGUCGCCGACGAUAUCAAUGAGAAGAAUGAGAAGACCCCCGCCAGUCAUUUAGAGGGCAUCCCCGCCGUCGUCCCGGGACUGGAAAGAUCUAUGGCCUAA